This is a messenger RNA of Octodon degus (degu), 1441 nucleotides long. It is a transcript of the gene Htr4, whose product is annotated as 5-hydroxytryptamine receptor 4. Bases 43 to 1188 code for a protein of 381 amino acids. The record is from RefSeq and is a predicted model, not a curated record. Gene Ontology annotation, biological process: chemical synaptic transmission; regulation of appetite; adenylate cyclase-activating adrenergic receptor signaling pathway. Gene Ontology annotation, molecular function: G protein-coupled serotonin receptor activity. The transcript has 7 exons. Gene Ontology annotation, cellular component: plasma membrane. NCBI's taxonomy places the organism in Eukaryota, Metazoa, Chordata, Mammalia, Rodentia, Octodontidae.
GGUGGCCACCGAAAUCCAGUUCAUCCAUGCCUAUUUCCUGUAAUGGACAAACUUGAUGCUAAUGUGAGUUCCAAGGAGGGCUUUGGGUCAGUGGAGAAGGUCGUGCUGCUCAUGUUUCUCUCAGCAGUCAUCCUGAUGGCCAUCCUGGGCAACCUGCUGGUGAUGGUGGCUGUGUGCAGGGAUAGGCAGCUCAGGAAAAUAAAGACCAAUUAUUUCAUUGUAUCUCUUGCCUUUGCUGACCUGCUGGUUUCAGUGCUGGUGAUGCCUUUUGGAGCCAUUGAGCUGGUUCAAGACAUCUGGAUUUAUGGGGAGAUGUUUUGCCUUGUCCGGACUUCUCUAGACGUUCUGCUCACAACAGCGUCAAUUUUUCACCUGUGCUGCAUUUCCCUGGAUAGGUAUUAUGCCAUCUGCUGCCAGCCUUUGGUUUAUAGGAAUAAGAUGACCCCUCUGCGUAUCGCACUAAUGCUGGGAGGCUGCUGGGUCAUCCCCAUGUUCAUCUCUUUUCUCCCAAUAAUGCAAGGCUGGAAUAACAUUGGAAUAGUUGAUUUGAUAGAAAAAAGGAAAUUCAAUCAGAACUCCAACUCUACAUACUGCAUCUUCAUGGUAAACAAGCCCUACGCCAUCACAUGCUCUGUGGUAGCCUUCUACAUCCCGUUUUUCCUCAUGGUGCUGGCCUAUUAUCGCAUCUAUGUCACGGCCAAGGAGCAUGCCCACCAGAUCCAGAUGUUACAACGGGCGGGCGGGGCAGGCGCCCCCUUGGAGGGCAGGCCCCAGCCGGCUGAGCAGCACAGCACUCAUCGCAUGAGGACAGAGACCAAAGCAGCCAAGACCCUGUGCAUCAUCAUGGGUUGCUUCUGCCUCUGCUGGGCUCCGUUUUUUGUCACCAACAUCGUGGAUCCUUUCAUAGACUACACUGUCCCUGGGCAGCUGUGGACUGCUUUUCUGUGGCUCGGCUAUAUCAAUUCCGGGUUGAACCCCUUUCUCUACGCCUUCUUGAAUAAGUCUUUUAGACGUGCCUUCCUAAUCAUUCUUUGCUGUGAUGAUGAACGCUACCGAAGACCUUCCAUUCUGGGCCAGACUAUCCCUUGUUCAACCACAACCAUUAAUGGAUCCACACAUGUACUAAGUGGCUGUUCCUCUAUCUCCAGCUUCCUCCUGCUCUUCUGCAGUAGACCGGUUCCUGUCUAACCCUGAACGUGCUCUGUACACAGUUCUGCACAGUGGGCACCACCAGGAGCUUGAGAAACUGCCCAUACACCAUGACCCAGAGUCCCUGGAGUCAUGCUUCUGAUCGAGGACGUGGCUUGGGACCUCAACCAUUCAUUUCCAUUCAUGUUUGCAUGAACAGGACACCCUGGCAUCACUCCUGGCACCACCACCAGUGAGGCACAAGGCACCUGGGCCCCAGGGCCUAGCGAAGGUACUUGGAGGAUAGAGCUGG